Danaus plexippus (monarch butterfly) is the source of this 1260-nucleotide messenger RNA. RefSeq names its product peroxiredoxin-4 (gene Prx4). Lineage: Eukaryota; Metazoa; Arthropoda; Insecta; Lepidoptera; Nymphalidae. The transcript is spliced from 4 exons. Gene Ontology annotation, cellular component: endoplasmic reticulum; cytosol. Gene Ontology annotation, biological process: response to oxidative stress; cellular response to stress; cell redox homeostasis. The record is from RefSeq and is a predicted model, not a curated record. Gene Ontology annotation, molecular function: thioredoxin peroxidase activity. The coding region runs from base 138 to 878 and encodes 246 amino acids.
CGUGUCACUGUCAACAGUAGAUGAAGUUUAAGCGACGAUAAUGUGAACCGGUUUUUGUGGCGAAUUGGUAGCUUUUUCAAUUUUCUGAUAUAAAUUAUUGUUAAUAUUCUAGUGCUCAAUUUAAAACUAUUUUGAUCAUGCUUUUACCAACAUUAUUAUUUGUAUUAGUAAGCUUAAUAUCCCAAAGCAGUGCUACGCUGUUCGAAAGUGAUUCCUGUUAUUCUUUCGGAAGCGGCAAUGUUUUUCCUGGCGGCGCCAGAAGAAUUGACCAUAAACUGCAAUUCACUAAGGCAAUGAUCUCGAAACCAGCCCCGGAGUGGGAGGCUACAGCUGUCGUUAAUGGCGAGAUAACGCAACUUUCACUAUCAAGUUUUAAAGGAAAAUAUUUAGUCUUCUUCUUUUAUCCCUUAGACUUCACCUUUGUUUGUCCUACUGAAAUUUUGGCCUUCUCUGAAAGAAUUGAAGAGUUCAGAAAACUCAACACUGAAGUAGUAGCAUGUUCUGUAGACUCACACUUUACUCAUCUAGCCUGGAUUAACACUCCUCGGAAAGAGGGAGGUCUAGGAAAAAUUAAAAUACCAUUACUAAGUGAUCUCACACAUUCCAUUGCCAAAGACUAUGGGGUAUAUUUAGAAGAUUUGGGUCACACUUUGAGAGGUUUAUUCAUAAUUGAUGAUAAAGGAAUUCUUAGACAAAUUACAAUGAAUGAUCUGCCAGUUGGCAGAUCUGUGGAUGAAACGCUAAGGCUGGUUCAAGCAUUCCAGUACACUGACAAACAUGGCGAGGUUUGUCCGGCGGGAUGGAAACCAGGUCAAGAUACAAUUAUUCCCAAUCCUGAUGAAAAGAAAAAAUAUUUUGAAAAGUUGUCAGAUCUAUAGAAAUAAAAGUGAUUGAAAUAACACACAUAUUUCCCUUAUUUAAGCUAAAAGUCAAGUAUAUGAACAAAUUAUCAAAUUUUUGAUAAAUUAAUUAUUGAUAACAGUUCUGAUAUCUUAUCUGACAUGAUUAAUAUAUAUUAAUUUUGUAUAAUUUUUCUUAUAUUGCAAGUUUAUCUAAAAAAAUCCUUACUUAAUGUAAGCAUAAAAUGUUUAGAUGGUUUUGAAUUACACUCGGUGAUGUCUGUAUAUUUUUAUUCUUAUAUUUAAUACAUAUCUACAUGUUAAUACUCACUUACAUCCACAAUUUUAUUUAAUUUUAUAUAUUCAGUGAUGAGACUGAUGAGUAACAAUGCAUUUGUAUUUUUUAACAACAGAUAAAGUU